Messenger RNA from Carcharodon carcharias (great white shark), 1962 nucleotides. It is a transcript of the gene smug1, whose product is annotated as single-strand-selective monofunctional uracil-DNA glycosylase 1. The transcript is spliced from 2 exons. NCBI's taxonomy places the organism in Eukaryota, Metazoa, Chordata, Chondrichthyes, Lamniformes, Lamnidae. The record is from RefSeq and is a predicted model, not a curated record. Bases 17 to 850 code for a protein of 277 amino acids. Gene Ontology annotation, molecular function: single-strand selective uracil DNA N-glycosylase activity; oxidized pyrimidine nucleobase lesion DNA N-glycosylase activity. Gene Ontology annotation, biological process: base-excision repair.
GGCUGGUGAGGGGACGAUGGAAUCGAGGGGCUCGCCAAUCCCAGUUGUCUGGGGCGAGGAGACCCCGGCCUUGCCGGAGGGGUUGGCCGGCAGCUUCUUACGGGCUGAGCUUGAACUGAACACCGUGCUGAGGGUGAUGGAGUUCCCCCAGCCCGUGAGUUACGUGUAUAACCCGCUGGAGUAUGCCUGGGAGCCUCACCGUGUCUACGUGGAGAAGUACUGCCAGUCACAGAAGGAGGUGCUCCUCCUGGGCAUGAACCCCGGACCCUUCGGGAUGGUGCAGACCGGGGUUCCGUUUGGGGAGGUGAAGUUCGUGCGGGACUGGCUGGGGGUGAGCGGGGCUGUGUCGAGGCCUCAGGUGGAACACGCCAAGCGGCCUGUGCUGGGCCUGGACUGCCCGCGGACCGAGGUGAGCGGUGCCCGCCUCUGGGGCCUCGUCCGCCGCCUGUGCGGGGGUGGUGGCCCGGGGCCCUUCUUCAGCCGCUGCUUCGUCCACAACCUCUGCCCCCUGGCCUUCCUGGACGCGGCCGGACGCAACCUGACCCCGGCCGACCUCCCGCCGGCCCCCCGGGAGGGGCUGCUCGCCCCCUGCGACCAGUCCCUGCGCCGGGUGGUGGAGCUGCUGGGGGUGGGGAUGGUCAUCGGGGUGGGGCGUCUGGCCGAGCGCCGGGCCAGGAGGGCCCUGGCGGGGGGGUCUACGGACAGCGUGAGGGUGGAGGGGCUCGCCCACCCCUCCCCGCGCAACCCGCGGGCCAACCGGGGCUGGGAGGAGGCCGCGGCCGCUCGCCUGGAUGAGCUGGGAGUCACAAGACUGCUGACCGCUGCGCCGACUUCUCUCCCGACAGUCUGACCGGCCCUCUCCCCGCUGACGGACCACCCCCCACCCCCCCAAACCCCACCCCGAGCUACUCCUCCUCCUGCCACUGGAAACGGUCCCUCCUUCCCUCCCCCUCCCCCCUCUCUCCUCGAUCGGAACCCGCGCUUUGCUAUACUACAACCAGCGAUAAGCUGACCCACCCCCCACCUCAACCCCCGAUGAAGCCAACACCCUGUUCAGCGAGAACGCGGCUGAUCUCCUACCCCGACUCCGCUUUCCCCGCCCCGCCCCCUCGGCACCUGCCCUCUCGCGGUCCCGUAUAUACUCGUCAGGAGGGCGUCCACGGGGGGUGAAGAACUCCGUAGAUUCACCCACCCUCCCAGCUAAGAGAUUCCCCCCCCCACCCCCCCAACCCGUCUCAGUUCCUUAAUGGCCGACCCCCUUCUCCUGGGAUUAUGUCCCCCUCCCUCCCAUUCCUACCCGCCGCCCCCCCCCCCCACCAGCUCUUGAUUCUCUAACCGGGCAGGGGUGGGGCUUGCAGGGGGAACAGCCUCUCGGCCAUCGACCCUGUCAAGCCCGCUCAGGAUUUCGGACGUAUCGACGAGAUCGCACCCCCCACCCCCCCCCACCCCAAACUCUCCACCCUCCGAUUCUCCUAAACUCCGGAGGGUAUCGGCUCCUCCCUGCUCGAUCUCUCCCCGAGCGACGAUUUCCCCCCUCGUUCCGGGAGUCGGUCGAGUGAGACCCGUUUGCCACACCCCCCCAACCCCUCCCCCGCCCAGUGCGCUGCCCACCCCUCCCCCGCCCACCCCAGCCUCCUGCUCACACAACACUUCACACAGACCCUUCCCGGCCGCUUGUGACGCACAGCGUGUGCCGGGGACGUUAAGCUUCCUCGAAGAUGACGAAAGAUGGUGCUUUUGGUUGGUCUCACUACAACCGACGUUCAGUGUUUAAUGUCACUUUGAUUGUCCUGUGCAUUUCCAAUGUUCCUUUAUAAGCUAUGACUGUGUUUAACACUUUGCUGUACCUGUCCUGGGAGUGUUUGAUCGGGACGGUGUAGAGGGAGCUUUACUCUGUAUCUAACCCCGUGCUGUACCUGUCCUGGGAGUGUUUGAUGGGGACGGUGUAGAGGGAGAUUUACU